AUGCCUCCACGAAUGCAAGCCUAUGGGGCUGCCCCAAAUAGUAUGGCAUCUCAUUAUCAACAAUAUCCACCUCAUACACAACCACAUACUGCAGGACUUCCUCCGCCUGGCUCGAUCGGAAAUCAAUUUAUGAGUGCGAACUCCAUGAGCAAUGCAUUCGCAAAUGGAGCUAGUAUGGGUAUACCAGGAGGAUUUUCUGCACCUGGUAUUCCGCUGCAAGGCGGUGGAUUAGCAAGUCAAGCUGCACAAAUGAGCUUCGCUGCAGCACCGUUGCAACAACAAGGGCACAACGGAAUGGCAGAUUCAGGGACGCGGGGUAUACGUGAUAAGGGUAGAAUACGAGAUGUUUGGAAGGGGAAUUUACACGAGGAGAUGGCGAUUCUGCGGCAACUAGUGGACAAAUACCCUUACAUUUCUAUGGACGCGAAAUUUCCUGGAAUCGUUGCUCGGCCUAUGGGAUCAUUUAAUGGCAAAGGAGAUUAUCACUAUCAAUGCUUACGAUGCAACGUAGACUUACUGAAACUUAUACAACUGGGCAUAACAUUAUAUUCGGAGGAUGGAGAAUCAUUACCUGCGACUCCUCCCUCGGACUCGGGACUAGAUCGGAACUCAACAGGACGAAGAAUUGGCAACGGCAUGGGACAGAUACCUUGUACAUGGCAGUUCAACUUUAAAUUCUCGCUAUCGGAUGAUAUGUAUGCAGAAAAGGGCAUUGACGAAAGGAAGAUUGCCGGUACGGAUUUCAACAGAUUAAAGGAAGAAGGCAUCGAUCCAUUCGAGUUUGGUGCGGUAUUGAUUAGUUCCGGACUUGUAUGUGAUGAGGAGAAACGUUGGAUCUCAGGGCACGCCGGCUACGAUUUUGGAUAUCUUACAAAGAUUCUGCUUCAGAGACCCUUACCGGAUGACGAAAGAGAAUUCGAUAUGCUCAUGAAAAAGUUCUUUCCAAGUGUAUAUGAUAUCAAAUAUCUCAUGCAACAAGGAACAAUUAUGAACAAGUUAGGCCAGCUUUCUCAUGUCGACGCCGUCACCGCAGAACUCCUUCAACGCACCGAGCGACAUCCCAACAUUGAAACCAUGAUCGACGUCCUCAAAGUUAAACGUGUAGGUGCUGUCCACCAAGCUGGUUCCGAUUCCCUCGUCAACGGUCGAGUCUUUUUCAAACUCCGCGAACGUCUUUUUGACGGCGAGAUUGGAGAUGAGCAUUUAGGUCGUGUCUUCGGUAUCAAUCUCCAAGAAGCCAAUACAGCUGCUACCCAGCAAACCACCCCACAACAUUACAAUCAAUACCAAGAAAAUACUACUCCGAACCAAAAUGGUUCAGGAUCGUCGUUUGCAAAUGGCGCACCCAGUACUCCGAAUAAUGGAAAUGCCAAUUUAGCAACUACACCUGCGCAUAAUAAUAAUGGAGGAAAUGGUUUAGGCCCGCUAACACCAAGUAAUGGUGGAGGUGCGUUCGGACAUUUUCAAUAUGCAAAUAAGCAGUAA
Messenger RNA from Botrytis sinoallii, 1485 nucleotides. RefSeq lists its product as uncharacterized. Gene Ontology annotation, cellular component: P-body; CCR4-NOT core complex; CCR4-NOT complex. The transcript is spliced from 2 exons. The coding region runs from base 1 to 1485 and encodes 494 amino acids. The record is from RefSeq and is a predicted model, not a curated record. Lineage: Eukaryota; Fungi; Ascomycota; Leotiomycetes; Helotiales; Sclerotiniaceae. Gene Ontology annotation, molecular function: nucleic acid binding; poly(A)-specific ribonuclease activity.